AAUGGCAGUUGGAAAGAAUAAGAAGAUGGGCAAAAAGGGAGCUAAGAAGAAGGCUGUAGAUCCUUUCACACGCAAAGAUUGGUAUGACAUCAAGGCUCCUGCUAUGUUUGCAAAUCGUUAUGUUGGAAAGACUCUGGUUAAUAAGACUGUUGGAACAAAAAUUUCGAGCGAAUUCCUCAAGGGCCGCGUUUAUGAAGUUUCUCUUGGUGAUUUGAACAACACCGAAGCUGACUUUCGCAAAUUUCGACUUAUUUGUGAAGAGGUUCAAGGCAAAGUUUGUUUGACCAAUUUCCAUGGAAUGACUUUUACUCGAGACAAGCUUUGUUCUAUUGUCAAAAAGUGGCAUACUUUGAUUGAAGCAAAUGUUGCUGUCAAAACAACUGAUGGUUAUCUGCUUCGAUUGUUCUGUAUUGGCUUCACAAAGAAAGCUCCGAAUCAAGUGAAGAAGACUAGCUAUGCUAAAUCGUCUCAAGUGCGUCAAAUUCGUGCUAGGAUGGUUGAGAUUAUUCAUCGCGAGGUUUCUUCAUGCGAUCUUAAAGAAGUUGUUAGCAAAUUAAUUCCUGAUUCUAUUGGAAAAGACAUUGAAAAGUCUUGUUCUUAUUUCUAUCCACUUCAAGACGUUUAUAUUCGAAAAGUAAAAAUUUUGAAAAAACCAAAAUUUGAACUUGGAAAACUUUUGGAUAUGCAUGGAGAGGGUGCUGGUGGUGGUGGUCAAGUUGCUAUAACUACGGCAAGUGGUGAAGUUAUUGAAAGUCGUCCAGAUGCUUAUGAACCUCCAGUUCAGGAAAGUGUUUAAGAAGACAAGGAAGAGAGGUUUAAAUUUAAAUUAAAAAAUGUUUUGAAAAGAAAUAAGGUUCGAGAAAUUGUUAAAAAAACUUGUUUUUCUGUUAUGUCGUUUUGUUAAAAAUGUUUUAAAAAUGUCUUUUUUGUGAAGGUGGAUGGGAGUCUAGUUUUGGUUUUUCUAAUAGAACCACAUGUGCUUCUAUUUUUCAAUCUUCUCGUAGGGUCUGCUUUGAGAAAAAAUAUUUUUUAUAUUUUCACUAAAAAUUUGUUUAUCCGUUUUAGAGUCAUUAACAUGAAGAAAAAAAAAAGAACAAAUACGCUCAAAAAUUAUCUUUUUUUCUUUGGAUUUUUUCAGGCUGCUUCCUCUUGUUACUUUACCGGUUCCAAACCCAGAACAGUAGAACUCUUUUUUUUUAAUUUUUUUGGGACAGGGUAGAGACUUUAUCUUAAUUAUAGUUGCCAGUUUCGAAUCGGGCUGACGGUUGAGGCAUUCUUUUCGAGAUUGUUU
Molecule: messenger RNA, 1291 nt
Organism: Meloidogyne enterolobii
Lineage: Eukaryota; Metazoa; Nematoda; Chromadorea; Rhabditida; Meloidogynidae
Source: the annotation of a GenBank genome assembly